AUGAUUCUUUCUUUCUUUCUUUCUUUCCAGCUUCCAUCCGUCCAUCAGUCAUUCUUUCUUUCUUUCUUUCUUUCUUUCUUUCUUUCUUUCUUUCUUUCUUUUCUUUCUUUCUUUCUUAAUCUCAUGCUUACAUCUUGUGAUUAUUUCUUUCUUUCUUUUUUUCUUUUUUUCUUUCUGUCUUUCAAGCUUCCAUCCAUCCGUCCGUCAUUCUUUCUUUCUUUCUUUCUUUCUUUCUUUCUUUCUUUCUUUCUUUCUUUCUUUCUUUCUUUUUUAAUCUCAUGCUUACAUCUUGUGAUUCUUCUUUCUUUCUUUCAUGCUUCCGUCCGUCAUUCUUUCUUUCUUUCUUUCUUUCUUUCUUUCUUUCUUUCUUUCUUUCUUUCUUUCUUAAUCUCAUGCUUACAUCUUGUGAUUCUUUCUUUCUUUCUUUCUUUCUUUCUUUCUUUCUUUCUUAAUCUCAUGCUUACAUCUUGUGAUUCUUUCUUUCUUUCUUUCUUUCAAGCUUCCGUCCUUCAUUUUCUUUCUUUCUUUCUUUCUUUCCCAAUUCUCAAUUCCUCCGUCUUUCUUUCUUUUUCUUUUCUUUCUUUCUUUCUUAACCCAAUUCUUCCGUCUUUCUUUUCUUUUCUUUCUUUCUUUCUUUUCUUAACCCAAUUCUUCCGUCUUUCUUUCUUUCUUUCUUUCUUUCUUUUCUUUUCUUUCUUAAUCUCAUGCUUACAUCUUGUGAUUCUUUCUUUCUUUCUUUCUUUCUUUCUUUCUUUCUUUCUUUCUUUCUUUCAAGCUUCCGUCCUUCAUUCUUUCUUUCUUUCUUUCUUUCUUAACCCAAUUCCUCCGUCUUUCUUUCUUUCUUUCUUUCUUUCUUUCUUAACCCAAUUCUUCCGUCUUUCUUUCUUUCUUUCUUUCUUUCUUUCUUUCUUUCUUAAUCUCAUGCUUACAUCUUCUUCCGUCCUUCAUUCUUUUCUUUCUUUCUUUUCUUUCUUAACCCAAUUCUUCCGUCUUUUCUUUCUCUUUCUUUCUUUCUUUUCUUUCUUUCUUUCUUUCUUUCUUUCUUUCUUUCUUUUUCUUAACCCAAUUCUUCCGUCUAUCACUCCAUUCAGUUUUUCUAUCUUCUUUCUUAAUUUCGUCCUUCUAUCCCUCAUUCAUUCAUUCAUUCAUUCUUUCUUUCUUUCUUUCUUUCUUAAUCUCCUGCUUUGUGCAUCUUUCUUUCUAUUUUCCUGUAUUUCAAUUUUCUUCAUUAAAAAAUCAUUCGUUUUUCACUUUUUCUUUUCAUUCCUUUCAAUUCAGAAAACACCUUUUUGCGUCACUAAUCCUUUUUCUUCUUAA
Messenger RNA from Acanthosepion pharaonis, 1317 nucleotides. The record is from the annotation of a GenBank genome assembly. Lineage: Eukaryota; Metazoa; Mollusca; Cephalopoda; Sepiida; Sepiidae.